GCUGCCAGACAAAUGAUAACAGCUGGACCCAUCACAGUUCGGCCGUGUGAUUGAAUGGGGUUUAGUCGCAGCGAUCAGAAGACGCUGCAGCUGAAAAAGCCGCGACUCCGGCAUCAGACAAGGUCAGUGAAACGGUGGGAUUUGCCGGCCCUGCGCUGUCCCCCCGGCUGUGGUGCUGAAAUCCACGUCCAUUCUGUCUGUGUUGUGCGCUCAGCGCUGGAGGAGGCGCGUCCAAGAACAAGGGAAGGAUUGAAUAUUCCACUGGAUACAUUCAUUGAUUCUUCCCAAGGCUGCACAAUCAUCAUUGCUACAUGCGAUGCUCCACUAUCAGGCUGUUUAUUCUCUCUCUCUUCUUUAUCCACCCUAUCAGCUCUUGAAAUGACUGUAGCAACGGCACCUGCUCUCCAUGGUAUGAUCUCAGCAGUUUAGUAGCAGGGUUUAGUAGCGUUUAGUAGCAGGGUUCAGUAGCGUUUAGUAGCAGUACCGUCUUCUUUUCAUCGUCUGCAGCCGUGUCAUUGCUUAUUGCUGUACUCAUCAAUCUCAUCACACACAGUCCCCCCUCCCUCACUGUAUUCCCUCAGGUGCCUGCUUUGCCCAUUCCAUGACCCGCCAGUAAGUCUGACCCACACACACACACACACACAGAGAAGGAAGAGGAUCAGGCUGGGGCUAUGGAGGAAGAACUCAAGUGCCCAGUGUGCGGCUCAUUUUUCCGGGAGCCGCUUAUAUUGCCUUGUUCACACAACGUGUGCCUGCCCUGUGCCCGCACCAUCGUGGUUCAGACCCCAGAGAGCGAGCACUUGCCUCAUGCUGGCCGGCCUCUGAUGCUCAUGGGGGCGGAUUACGAUUUCCCAGACCACCUGGAUAAAAUGAGUCUGUACAGCGAGACAGACAGCGGCUACGGCUCAUAUACGCCCAGCCUGAAGUCGCCCAAUGGUGUGAGGGUCCUGCCGCCUGCACCGGCUCCUUCCUUGUCUUCUUCCUCCUCCCGGGCCCUUCACGGGCCCCUUUGCAGCUCAUCCUCCAUCACGUGCCCACAGUGCCACCGCAGCGCAUCGCUAGACGAGAGAGGCCUGCGCGGAUUUCAACGCAACCGCUUGCUGGAAACCAUCGUACAAAGAUACCAACAGGAGCGCGGCUUUACGCCUGGCGCAGAAGGCAACGCUGCAGCGGCAGAAACAGCCUGUGGUGCAAGUACCAGUGCCAGGUGCCAGUUGUGUGAUAACAACCCAGCAGAGGCGGCUGUCAUGUGCGAGCAAUGUGAUGUGCUUUACUGCUCCUCCUGUCAGAAGAAGUGUCACCCUACUAGGGGUCCCUUUGCUAAACACAGGCUGGUGCCCGCCGCCCACAUAACGCAACCAGGCCCUAAUGCCCACAGACCCUCUACAGCUAACGCGACGCGCAAGUUCCCCACCUGUGCGGAUCAUGAACUGGAGAACUACAGCAUGUACUGCCUGAACUGCCGGACCCCUGUGUGUUACCAGUGUUUGCAGGAGGGGAAACAUGGCAAACAUGAGAUGAAAGCGCUGGGCAUCAUGUGGAAACAACAUAAGGCGCAGCUCUCCCAGGCCUUAAGUGGUAUCUCUGAUAAAGCAAAAGAAGCCAAAGAAUUUUUGGUUCAGCUGAAGAGUAUUCUACAACAAAUCCAGGAAAAUGGAUUAGAAUAUGAAGCUUGCUUGGUUGCCCAGUGUGAUGCAUUAGUUGAUGCAUUAAAUCGUCAAAAAGCAAAACUUCUCACCAAAGUAACUAAGGAACGGGAGCAUAAAUUCAAGGUUGUCUGGGACCAGAUAAAUCACUGCACAUUGAAACUACGCCAGUCAACAGGCCUCAUGGAAUAUUGUCUUGAAGUAAUUAAGGAAAAUGAUCCUUCUGGCUUUCUGCAGAUUUCAGAUGCCUUAAUAAAGCGGGUUCAAAGUUCUCAAGAACAGUGGGUGAAAGGGGCUUUGGAACCCAAAGUGUCUCCUGAAUUUGACCUCACCUUGGACAAUGAGCCUUUGCUGCAGGCUAUUCACCAGCUGGAUUUUAUUCAGAUGAAAUGUAAGGUUCCCAUUACAGUACCUCCAGUACCGCUGCUUCAGCUGGAGAAAUGCUGCACUAGGAAUAACAGUGUGACCCUGGCAUGGAGAAUGCCUCCUUUCACCCACAAUCCCGUUGAUGGAUACAUCCUAGAACUUGAUGAUGGAGAUGGCGGUCCGUUUAGGGAGGUUUACUUGGGCAAGGAAACCUUGUGCACGAUUGAUGGGCUUCACUUCAAUAGCACUUAUAAUGCAAGAGUCAAGGCGUUUAAUUCUACAGGACUUGGACCUUAUAGCAAGACCGUCGUUUUGCAAACCUCUGAUGUGGCCUUUUUUACCUUUGACCCUAAUGCUGCACAUCGGGACAUAGUAUUGUCCAAUGAAAAUAUGACAGCCACUUGCAGUAGCUAUGAUGACAGAGUCGUACUGGGCACAGCUGCUUUCUCCAAAGGCAUUCAUUACUGGGAGAUACAAGUUGAUCGAUAUGAUAACCAUCCGGAUCCCGCUUUUGGUGUUGCAAGAAUUAACGUUGUGAAAGACAUGAUGUUAGGAAAGGAUGACAAAGCUUGGGCCAUGUAUGUGGAUAAUAAUCGAAGCUGGUUUAUGCACUGCAACUCUCAUACCAACCGGGCAGAAGGUGGUGUGUGCAAAGGAACUACAGUCGGUAUUCUUUUAGAUCUAGUUAAACGCCUAUUGAUAUUUCAUAUUGAUGGAAAGCAGCAGGGCCCAAUAGCGUUUGAGAACAUUGAGGGUGUGUUCAUGCCAGCAGUAAGUCUCAAUCGGAAUGUACAGGUGACUCUUCACACAGGACUUGAAGUGCCAAUGAUCUACAGACAGACCAAGCCCCAAAACUGAUUUAACCUUGAAUCUGGUGCAGGCUUUUACAUGUUUUUUCUUUUAUAACCUGGAUGCAACUGUCAUAAAACUCUACCUUAUGAACCAAAUUAUAAUUUUUUUUAGGAAAAUCAUAAAUUUUGUGUCUUCACAAGAUGUAUUUUUCCAUGAUGGAAUUUGGAAUUUUCAAAUUAGAAAGCAAACAAGGAAUAGGUGGUACAUGGCAUACAGCCAAUAGUACGUUUUAGGGGCAUAUUGAUUAAGGGGCAUAGUUAUCAAGGGUCCAAUUUCGAAUUGAAAAAACUUUGAAAUUCAAA
This is a messenger RNA of Xenopus laevis (African clawed frog), 3166 nucleotides long. RefSeq names its product tripartite motif containing 67 S homeolog (gene trim67.S). Gene Ontology annotation, molecular function: metal ion binding; ubiquitin protein ligase activity; zinc ion binding. The transcript is spliced from 10 exons. Gene Ontology annotation, cellular component: cytoplasm; cytoskeleton. The record is from RefSeq and is a predicted model, not a curated record. The coding region runs from base 672 to 2870 and encodes 732 amino acids. Lineage: Eukaryota; Metazoa; Chordata; Amphibia; Anura; Pipidae.